Molecule: messenger RNA, 1750 nt
Organism: Pseudogymnoascus destructans
Lineage: Eukaryota; Fungi; Ascomycota; Leotiomycetes; Thelebolales; Thelebolaceae
Exons: 1
Coding region: 107-1324 (405 amino acids)
Biological process (GO): regulation of DNA-templated transcription; aflatoxin biosynthetic process
Cellular component (GO): nucleus
Molecular function (GO): zinc ion binding; DNA-binding transcription factor activity, RNA polymerase II-specific; DNA binding
Source: RefSeq, a predicted model, not a curated record
GGACUGUAUUUCCGGUACAAUUAGAUUUCCUUACUUCGGAUCCUUUCAUUUCUGCCUGAGUUUGCCAAGGAAUCCUUCUGCCCUCAUCACUUCUCUGUCCUGAACAAUGUCAACUGAUGGAUCUCAGAGUUUUUUGACGCCCAAAACUGCUCCUCGGGCCCCAACUCAAAAAAAGCUGAGAUCAUCCUGUGAUGCUUGCUCCGCAUCAAAAAUUAAAUGCAACCAAGAAAGACCCUCAUGCCUCCGUUGCAGAAGCAUAGAGGUUAAAUGCAAUUACAGCGCAUCGCGCAGGAUGGGAAAGCCCCCAGCAUCAAGGAAUGGGAAUGGCAUGAAAUCAACAAAAUCAAAGACCAUGUCAGCUGAAAAAGAGAUCAAAACUUCACUGCUCAGUCUUCAAAAGUUGGAAUCUGAUUCUAUUCAUCCCCAGAGCAGCCUUGCGCCAGUGAACUUGGAGGCCUAUUUUAUGGACUCGGAUGAUCUUGUUCCAACACAGUGGCAGGUUGCGUCGUUUUAUUCACCGGGUUCAAGCACGAAUAGCAGCAACGAUGCAUCCAUAGCACCAAUGAGCUUGUUUGAUCAUGACCUCGAUUUUUUAGACGAGGCGAAGUCAGAUCUAUUAGCUCCAAGAACUUUAACGAACGACAUGUUUAUGUUUGACGAUAUCUGCAUGGACCUCGGACCAUCAAAGUCCAAUGACACUUUCACUUCCCUUGAUGAGUCAACAGGUCAAACAUUGAAAACAAACCAUCAGCCCCUAUUCCAAACUCACGACUGUACAACUCUAGCGUCGUCAACGAUUCAAUUGCUGCGCCUGGACUCGAGCACUUGUGGCGCGUCAGCCACACCUCAUGAAAAUCCGUUUCAUCCCAUUUCUUCGAUAGAUCAAGUUCUCAUCAACAACAGGUCAGCAAUUGAAAACGUCCGUUCUCUACUUGGAUGUCCUUGCUCCCUCAGUCCUCAGUAUGCUCUAACGAUUGCAUUGAUCAUUCACAAUAUCCUAGUCUGCUAUGAGGCAAUUAUUCGAGCUACAUCCAACGUUCGUGCCGAACCUGGCAAUACAUUAUGGCCAGAUAAUCUCCGUGCUACGCCGAUUACAGUGGGCGCAUACAAGAUAGACGCUGAAGACGACCAGAGGAUGAGAAUACAGCUUGUGGUUAACGAGCUCCGCAAAGUAAGGGCUUUAGUUGAGAAAUAUGCAGAAAGAUAUUGUGCAAGCAAAGAAGAUGAAGCCCGCAACGCAGGAAUUUAUUCAGCACUGGAUAUUUUCCUUCAAACAAAGUUGAAGCAAGCAGUCAUUGAUAUGGUUUCCACAUUGCGUGGUUGAGGCACCGAACGGAACGAAACCCGCAACUUUUUUUCGUCGCUUCCAAUGUUUACAGGGAUUGUAGGCAUUCUAAAGAAAGAAAUGGGUGGGUGUACUAGCACAGUCUCAUAUGGGAGGAAGUUUCAGCUCAGAAUAGCGCUUCGGUAAAUUCACAGCCUAGAUAGGGCCGACAUCACAAAGUGUUUUUCCAGAAAAUUACACAUCGUUAGCUUUCACAAGAAGUUGAUUUUUCUUGCCAUGCCGGUGUUGCUCGGUGUCCCGUUAAAUAGCUUCCGAAGGUGUGAGAAAAACAUAUCGGCGGAACAAAUAAAAUGGAAGCUCUAACGCCAUAAGACUAAAACCAGCCACAAGAGAAAGGAAAGGAAGAAGGGUUCUCCAAGCAAUGUCCGCGAAAGUGGAAAAUUGAGAUUUGAAUACAUAGCAUGC